Molecule: messenger RNA, 1083 nt
Organism: Bombina bombina (fire-bellied toad)
Lineage: Eukaryota; Metazoa; Chordata; Amphibia; Anura; Bombinatoridae
Product: homeobox protein Mix.1-like
Exons: 3
Coding region: 1-1083 (360 amino acids)
Biological process (GO): regulation of transcription by RNA polymerase II
Cellular component (GO): nucleus
Molecular function (GO): DNA-binding transcription factor activity, RNA polymerase II-specific; RNA polymerase II cis-regulatory region sequence-specific DNA binding
Source: RefSeq, a predicted model, not a curated record
AUGGCUGAAUACACCCAAGGAACUGGGAAUAACUAUCACUCUGGUUUCCCAUUUAGUGGAAACCCCAUGGGAAUGAAUGGUCUGCAUACUUCUAAUGGAGUCAUGAAACAGAAGGAAAACUUCCAGAUGGCAUGUGAGAAAGAAAACAUCAAGCCUCAGACAGCCAGUGAUCUCAACUCUCUACAAACAACACAAGCCAAAGUCCCCAAGGAUCAACAGGGCACAGUCACCUCCAGUUCUGCCCAAGAGCCACUGUCCCACCGCAGGAAGAGGACGGUUUACAGCCAGGCCCAACUUGAUGCCCUAGAGCAGUUCUUCCAAAGUAACAUGUACCCAGACAUCUACCACCGGGACUGCCUAGCUAGACAGAUCCACUUACCAGAGUCACGGAUUCAGGUCUGGUUCCAGAAUAGGAGAGCAAAGGCCCGACGUGAGAAGCCUAAAUCAGGCAGGGUCCCUGUGCACCCCGGAAUCCUGGGUGCAAACAGCUACCUGUACUCUGCACCGCAACAACAUGUUCCAAAGACUAUGGCUCAGCAGCAACAAAUACCAGUCCAGCCACCUCAUAAUAUACAACAGAACUCUGUCCAGUGGGCCACAGAAUCCAUGCCUUGGUCUGACUCCUCCUGUGCAGUCUCCAGUGAGAGACACCGCAUGCAGCAAGCAGCUUCCAGUCCCUAUUUCCACAAUAUACCAUAUACAAAUCCUUAUAGUAACCAGCAUGUGUUGUACAGAGGGAUGACACCCAUUGUCUUCAAGCAGGAACAGGAGGAUAUAAGCAUGAGACAUUCUCAGAUGUCCAUGAUGCACAUGAACUACAGCUUCAAGAGCUACUAUGACAACCUUCCAUCCAACAGGACCAUCACUCCAGAGAUGAGUGAGUUGGUUCCUCAGACACCUGUGUCCACAACCUCCUGCAGCUAUGGUGGAAUGAGCCAGUUUGCCACUCACAAUUCACCAGUACAGGCUACACCCUAUCUACAGCAUUCUCCCAUCUCAGAUUGUAGUGUCAGUGACAGUUCCAGUGAUGCUCUUUUUGAUUGGGAGGAAAAUGUAGUUUCUGUCCUCCAUGACCUGCAAUAA